This is a messenger RNA of Oenanthe melanoleuca, 4149 nucleotides long. It is a transcript of the gene B2M, whose product is annotated as beta-2-microglobulin. The record is from RefSeq and is a predicted model, not a curated record. The transcript has 5 exons. Lineage: Eukaryota; Metazoa; Chordata; Aves; Passeriformes; Muscicapidae. Gene Ontology annotation, molecular function: MHC class II protein complex binding. Gene Ontology annotation, biological process: antigen processing and presentation of exogenous peptide antigen via MHC class II; positive regulation of T cell activation; immunoglobulin production involved in immunoglobulin-mediated immune response. Gene Ontology annotation, cellular component: MHC class II protein complex. Bases 3333 to 3695 code for a protein of 120 amino acids.
GUGGGGCAGCAGCCGGGCCAUGAGCUUCUUGCCCUUCCGCACACACAGCAGUUGCAGGAAUUCAUCUUCUGCCUCCCUGGGAACAAAGGCUCCAUUGGCACAAAUCCCAAGGGGACCUGGAGCAUCUCUGUCCAUCCAAAAGGACCAGCAUCAGCUCCACUGGAGGACAAGGUUCACAGGUAGGAUCAGCACAGGCUGCAGUGACACACGGAAGGAAGGAAGGACCAAAUCCUCCUGUGACCCAGACCUGCUCAUCAAUGACCAUCUCAGAUCCACAAGGAGCAGGACAUGCUGCCUGCUCCCCUCUCCCCAUGGUAGACUCACUCUUCACUGCUGCAAGCCCUGAUUUUCAAGGCUUGGUAGAUACUCUCUACUUUUUGGCUCUUCUCCUCCUGUCUGUGGGGCUGUUGCUCCCUCAGGGCCAGGGACUUUUUCUGUUGAACCUCCUCCACUUCCAGCAGCUGCAGGAAGAGCUAGAGAAACAACACAGGUCAAGGAGGAAGCCUGGAGCACUACCAACUGGCUAUCCAGGACCUGCCUAGGUCGAGUUCAUCAUCCUCCUCAGCCAUCUCUUCCAGCAGAAGCGCAUCUUCCACCAGCAGAAAAUCCUCAAGAAUCUGGAUUUGGAAGCAGCAGAUUCCUUGCUAAGGGAGAGGUAACCCUAACAUGCUCCCAAAGUAGGGGGGCGCACCCAACCUCCCCCUCACUCUGCUGGCGGUGCCAGGCAACCCAUAGGGCUCACAGCUGGAAAAGGGAAAAGCAGGAGCCAGCGGUACUGCCAGCGAGGACAGGACCCGCAGGCUCAGCCCACGGAAGCCGCCGGCACCAGCGAAUGCCGGCACGGAACGGCACCUGUGCGGCUGGGCUGAGACACCACCGGGCUUCAGAGUGAACAGCCGCUGCGAGGGCGCGAGCGGCACGCGAGCACAGGGCGGGGAAGAGCAUCCCAGCAGCGCCGCUAGGGCAGAGUCUGCUCCGAGAGCGAGCACCGCACACAGAGCGGGACGCCGGCAGGGGGUAGCGGAGCAGGGCAGGCACUCACAAUGCGCUCGCCGCCCUCCGCCAUCCCACGGUGCCGCCACCGCCGCCGCCUCCUCCUCCCGCUCACCCACCCUCCGUCCGUCCCGGGUCCCUCUACAGGGCCCCGCUGCCCCCGCCGCCCCUUUUAUGGGCCGCCCCCGCCGCCCGGCAUGCGCCUGCCGUACAGCAUGGCGGCUCCCAGCGGCGCCCUGCGCCUGCGCACUCGCCUCGCUGCGCCCCGCUUGAGGAGCGCCUGGAGCCGGGAGCGGAGGGUGAAGAGGUCUAGUGACUCCACCUGCGGCUCUCGGAGCACAGAACACCCCAGCGCUGCUUUCCCCACUGCUCGCGUUGCUCCUUGACUGCCACGGUAUUCUCAGAGCUGAUAUCCUUCUGGGGAGUUACGGAAAACUGGUGGGAUGUGUCCCUGUCGGGAUUGAAUAACACCGGGCACAGGAGUCAACACUAACACUAGAAAUUUCUGCAUUCCACAAAGCAUAGCGGGUUGUUCUUAUCGCCCUGAAUACCAGGAGCACCUUGGUCAUGUCACUCACUCCCAAAUAAUUCUCCCAAUGUUCUGUUAAUAAAAGCCGAAAUGUCCCAAAAGUGGAAGAUUUGGCUACUCUUACCAAAUCAUUGUGGCUUUUUAUAGACAUCGUGUGGAAGAGUGCUCCUGUUUACUGAGAAAUUCUGACAGGUGGCGUGAGUUACAGUAGAGUUAUUGCCAGGGAUUCACAUCCCAAAGGGUCCGGAAAGGAUCCAUAUCCUGCCAUCCUUCCCCCGAGCCAGGGGGAGUGUCCACUUGGGCAGAGCCAGAUUCACCCGUGGGACAGCUGGACCGGGGUGGUGACUCCUGAUCUGGUGACAAAUAACAGCUCUGCCACCGAUGGAGCACGCUGGGAUUAUUUCUCAGAGCCGGAGCUCUGAGAGCCUUGAUAAGGCUCUGGCCACAGCUGCAUCUGUUUAUCCCACACUGAGAAAAACAUGGCGUGUUUUCAGCUGCGUGGCUGGCACCGCUGAGUAGCCGGCAAACCCAGCAGGAGCUGGGCCAGUGGGAACUGAUAACAAGUGUUUUCAAGAUUUUCCUUUGCUUAGCUUCUCCUGAUUUACCUGCUGCCUUUGGGAUGUUCUCCAUACAUGCUUGAUUAAUUUAAUUUGUGUUUUAAUGAGUUGCAUUAAGAGGUACAUUAAGAAAACAGGUCCUAAAGGGACUUAAUGUUUUAGUACUUACACCAUGCUGCUGUUUUCUCCCCAUUAGUAGUGACUUUACUUUCUUUUCUCUUUAUUUUCUUUCCAAGCAGCAUUACUGGGGCACUCAGUGGCAUUCCUAGCCUUACUAGGCUUUGAUGGAAGCACCAGAAAACCUGGUUUUUUUGGUGUUAGAAUUCUCAUGUUUUAUGCCAGAGAGUCUGUGCUGUGCUGUAAAAAACAGCCAGUUUCUCACCCUGCAGCUGUUGGAAUGAGACAUUCCAUGCAGGUUUUGGAAGAGGUUCAUAAAGGAAAGUGGAUGGCUUGCUCCACCAUAGGCUGUUGGUGUAAUACUGGGCCUUGAUGCAAAAUCUUCUGCAAGAGGUGACUUUUACCCCCAUUUAGGAUGGAAAAGCUUUGUGUGACCAUCAAGGCCAAGGCCACCUAUGUCCCCAAGUGCCACAUCCACAGGGCUUUUAAAUCCCUUUAGGGAUGGGGAUUCCACCCUUGCCCUGGCAGCCUGUGGCGAAGUUGGACAGCCCUUUCAGAGAGCUUUUCCCGAAGAUCCAAUCUAAACCUUUCCUGGUGGUACUUGAAGCUGUUUCCUCUUGUCCUCUCCUUUGCUCCCUGGGAGCAGAGCACAGCCCCACCGGGCUGCCCCCAGGGAGUUGUAGAGAAAGAAGAUCCCCCCGAGCCUCCUUUUCUCCAGGCUCAGCCCCCUCAGCUGCUCAUGGUGCUCCAGCCCUGCCAAUGUCCUUAAGGGCUAAGAACUGACCCCAGGAUUUGGGGUGCGGCCUCAGCAGUGGCCAGGGGACGGGCGCUGCCCUGGGUCUGUGGCCACACCGGGGCUGGUGCAGACCAGGUGGCACUGCCCAGCCGGACUCAGUCCAGCCGCUGUUGCCCGACGCCGCAGGGUCUGUGCCCGGGCCUCUCCCGCACCCAGCGGGAACUGAAAGCGAAAGCGCCGCUCUGGCUCGCACAACCCCGGAGCUCCCGUUCUGCUCAGAGACCGAUGACGUGCCGGCCGCUCCGCGCCGCGAUUGGCCGCGGGUUCCGGAGACUAUAAAAGGCGAAGUGCGAGCGGGGGUGGGACAUUCCGGGAAACGGCGGGACAGCGAGGAGCGGCGAUGGCGCGGGGGGCUCUGGCGCUCGGGCUGCUGGCGCUGCUGGCGCUGCUCGGCCAGGAGGCGGCCGCUGAGGCGCCGAAGGUCGAGGUCUACGCGCGCUCACGCGCCGAGGAGGGAAAGGCGAACACCCUCCACUGCUUCGUCACUGGCUUUCACCCACCCAAGAUUGACAUCGAACUCCUGAAGAACGGGGAACCCCUUCCGGACGUCCAGUACGGAGACUUAUCCUUCAACGACAAGUGGCAGUUCCAGCGCCUGGUCCAUGCGCCCUUCAUCCCCACAAGGGGUGACACCUUCGUUUGCAGGGUGGCGCAUUCUACCAUGCCGGAGCCACGCAGUUACCGAUGGGAACCAGACUUCUGAGCUGUGCCUGGGGCAGUUCAUGAUCUGAGGAAUCCUUGCAAGACAGUCUUCUCAAGCUUGUGUCCAUUCUUCAUCAUAUCCCCAGGAGUGAUCAUCUUCCUUUCAGAAAUUUGCUGAUAAGCCUUGUUAAAAAUAUCACGUAGCCACAGCAUCAAGGGAUCUCUGCAGACUUUCUGAGCAUCUAGCUAAAAAUGCCCACAAUACUGCUUAAAAAACAAUGGUAGCUCUUCACUGGUCCAAAUUUUUCAGGAUGCUUAUACCUUAAUAAAAUGCUAGCCCUUAAAAUGUGUCUUCAGAGUAAUUCAACAGCCCAAGCUGAUUUCACAGGCUGUGAUGGCCACUGGGUUGUGGGUGGAUAUGUAGCCCUGGUGGCAUGAUGAUCAGUUGUGCUUUUUUUUCCCCACUGAGAAUAUGCAAGAGCAUCUUUCCAUCAAUAAAAAGAGAAUUAAAGAUU